AGGGAGGGGCUUUCAGGCUAAGGAAGUAAAGAGUGGAACUGGCUCCUCUCCCAAUUCCUUGAGUCGACGAGUCAAUCUAAAUAGAAAAAUUGGCGUUCGGUGUCACCCUCCCGUUUUGGGGCUUUUCAGCGGUCUCCAGUUACGCCAUUUGGUAUAUCUUAUUUUUAGGCCAUGGAGGACGAGGAGAGACAGAAGAAGCUGGAGGCCGGUAAAGCGAAGCUUGCACAGUUUCGACAAAGAAGAGCUCAAUCUGAUGGGCAGAAUUCUUUGAAGAAACAGAAAAAAAAGAGAAAGACUUCAAGCAGUAAACAUGAUAUGUCAGCAUAUCAUGGCUUGACUGUUGACCAACCACAGAGUGAUGAGAUGCACAUAAAUAGUUCUCAGAAAGUAGAAUCAGCUGGGACUCCUGAAUCUACAAUAAUGAGAACUCUACAUAGUGAAGAAAUAAUGAAGCAUGACCAAGUUUCUGUUGAACCGGAAAGUGAAAUUUCAACUACAGCGGAUGAUUACAGUUCAGAAGUAAAUGGUUGCAGUUUUGUGGUGAGAACAGGAAAGCCUACAAAUUUAUUAAGGGAGGAAGAAUUUGGUGUUGAUGAUUCUUAUUCUGAACAAGGAGCACAGUACAGUCAGACCCACCUAGAAAUGAUGGAAAAUGAAUUAGCUGGAAAACAGCACGAGAUUGAAGAGCUAAAUAGAGAACUUGAGGAAAUGAGGGCCACCUAUGGGACUGAAGGACUACAGCAAUUGCAGGAAUUUGAAGCUGCUAUUAAACAAAGAGAUGGCAUCAUAACCCAGCUCACUGCUAAUUUACAACAAGCCAGGAAAGAAAAGGAUGAGACAAUGAGAGAAUUUUUAGAGUUGACAGAACAAAGUCAAAAAUUACAGAUUCAAUUCCAGCAUUUACAGGCUAGUGAAACUCUGAGAAACAGCACUCACAGUAGCACAGCUGCAGACUUACUACAAGCCAAACAACAGAUCCUCACUCAUCAACAACAGCUGGAAGAACAAGAUCAUCUAUUAGAAGAUUAUCAAAAAAAGAAAGAAGACUUUAAAAUGCAAAUUAGUUUCUUACAAGAGAAAAUUAAAGUAUAUGAAAUGGAACAAGAUAAAAAAGUAGAAAACUCAAAUAAAAAAGAAAUACAGGAAAAAGAGGUAAUCAUUGAGGAGUUAAAUACAAAAAUAAUGGAAGAAGAAAAAAAAGCUCUUGAGCUAAAGGAUAAAAUAACAGCUGCUGAUAAGUUACUAGCAGAAUUACAAGAACAGGUUGCACAAAAGAACCAAGAGAUAAAAAAUAUGAAAUUAGAGCUGACUAAUUCUAAGCAAAAAGAAAGACAGUGUUCCGAGGAAAUAAAACAGCUAAUGGGAACAGUUGAAGAACUUCAGAAGAAAAAUCAUAAGGAUAGCCAGUUUGAAACUGAUAUGGUACAAAGAAUGGAACAAGAAACACAAAGAAAGUUAGAACAACUCCGGGCAGAGUUAGAUGAGAUGUAUGGGCAGCAGAUAGUGCAGAUGAAACAGGAAUUAAUAAAACAACACAUGUCACAGAUAGAAGAACUUAAAACACGACAUAAAGGAGAAAUGGAUAAUGCUUUAAGAUCGUAUCCAAAUAUUACAGUUAAUGAAGAUCAAAUAAAGUUAAUGAAUGUGGCAAUAAAUGAACUGAAUAUAAAAUUGCAAGAUACUAACUCUCAAAAGGAAAAACUCAAGGAAGAACUAGGAGUAAUUUCAGGAGAAAAGUCUGCUCUACAGAGACAGCUUGAAGACCUUUUCGAAGAAUUGAGGUUUUCAAGAGACCAGAUUCAGAGAGCUAGGCAAACAAUAGCUGAACAAGAAAGUAAAUUGAAUGAAGCACAGAAAGCUCUUAGUACAGUGGAAGAUUUGAAAGCUGAAAUUGUUUCUGCAUCGGAAUCCAGGAAAGAACUAGAACUAAAACAUGAAGCAGAAGUUACCAAUUACAAGAUAAAACUUGAAAUGUUAGUAAGAGAGAAGGAUGCUGUGUUAGAUAGAAUGGCUGAAUCACAAGAAGCUGAAUUGGAGAGGCUGAGAACACAGCUUCUAUUUAGUCAUGAAGAAGAACUUACCAAACUGAAGGAAGAUUUAGAAAUGGAACAUCGAAUAAAUAUUGAAAAACUUAAAGAUAAUUUAGGCAUCCACUAUAAACAGCAGAUAGAUGGUUUACAGAAUGAAAUGAGUCAAAAGAUAGAAACCAUGCAGUUUGAAAAAGACAAUUUGAUAACUAAUCAGAAUCAAUUAAUUUUGGAAAUUUCAAAAUUGAAAGAUUUACAGCAGUCCCUUGUGAAUUCACAAUCAGAAGAAAUGACUCUUCAAAUCAAUGAACUCCAAAAGGAAAUUGAAAUACUUAGACAAGAAGAAAAGGAAAAGGGUACACUUGAACAAGAAGUUCAAGAAUUGCAACUUAAAACUGAAUUAUUGGAGAAACAAAUGAAGGAAAAAGAAGAUCACCUUCAAGAAAAAUUUGUACAACUUGAGGCAGAGAAUAGCAUUCUUAAAGAUGAAAAGAAAGCUCUUGAAGAGAUGUUGAAAGUAUAUAUUCCUGUUAACCAAGAAGAAGGAAUGAGUUUCAUAGACUCCAUUAAAUCCAAAUCCAAACACUGUAGCUGGCAAAAAGAAAUAGAAAUGCUUACUGAAGAAAAUAAGGACCUGAAACAACAAUGCAUUCAUCUAAAUGAAGAGAUUGAAAAGCAAAGGAACACUUUUUCAUUUGCUGAGAAAAACUUUGAAGUUAACUAUCAAGAAUUACAAGAGGAAUAUGCUUGCCUUCUCAAGGUAAAAGAUGAUUUAGAAGAAAGUAAAAAUAAGCAAGAAUUAGAGUUUGAAAGUAAACUUAAAGAACUUAAUGAGGAGCUCCACUUGCAAAGAGUAAACCCAACUACAGUGAAAACAAAAAGUUCUAUCUUAGACGAUGACAAAAUGUCUAUGGCAGAAUCAUUAGAAAUUGGUGAGGUUGUUGAAAAAGAUACAACAGAACUUAUGGAAAAACUUGAGGUAACCAAGCGAGAAAAAUUAGAACUGUCAGAGAGACUGUCUGACCUUUCUGAACAGUUAAAACAGAAACAUGGUGAGAUUAGUUUUCUAAGUGAAGAAGUUAAAUCUUUAAAGCAAGAGAAAGAAGAAGUUUUAUUGAGAUGUAGAGAACUAGAAAUCAUCAUUAACCAUAAUAGGUCAGAAAGUGAAAAUGUGUAUGAUACUCAGUUAAGUUCAUUAAAAGAUGGAGUUCUGACUGUGGCAGGCAGAGAUGCUGGAAGAUCACUUUACAAAAUAAACAGGGAUUUUGGUGAAGAAUCAAAAAUAGAAGUGGAAGAUAAAAUUCCUCUUGAAAAUGUGACUAUUAAAAAAGAAAGCAAGCAAGAACAACUGGUUUUGGAUCACUUGCCAUCAGUAACAAAUGAAUCAUCACUCAGAGCAACUGAACCAAGUGAAAGAGAGAAACUUCAGCAGGAACUUAGUGUACUUAAGUCAGAGCAGGAUGAUUUAAGGCUGCAGAUGGAAGCCCAGCGCAUAUGUCUUUCUCUGGUUUAUUCAACUCAUGUGGAUCAGGUUCGUGAAUAUAUGGAAAAUGAAAAAGAUAAAGCUCUUAGCAGUCUUAAAGAAGAGCUUAUUUCUAAUCAUGAGGAAAAGAUCAAGGAACUUCAGAAAAUACAUCGGUUAGAGCUACAGAAUAUAAAAACUCAAGAAACAGAUGGUGAAGCAAAGCCUUUACAGAUGCUCAUUGGAAAACUUCAAAAGGCAGUGUCUGAAGAAUGUUCUCAUUUUUCACAGACUUUAUGCAGUGCCAUUGGUGAAUAUUAUACUCCUGCUUUAAAAUGUGGAGUAGAUGUAAACGAGAGAGAGAAUACUGGUGUUUGUGCUUUUGAGAAUCAGAAACGAGAAUUACAAGACUAUAGAUAUGAAGUUCAAGACUUUCAAGAAAACAUGCAAACUCUUCUUAACAAAGUAACAGAAGAAUACAACAAACUCGUGGUACUUCAGACACGAUUAAGCAAGGAACAGCAAACAGAUGGUGUGAAACUUGAAUUUACGGAAGAAAACCUAUCAAAGGAGGAAUCAGAGUUUUUAUCAGUUCAUUCUCAGAUGACAGAUGCCAAUUAUAAAAGCCAGUUAUCACCUCUGGAAGAUACUGAAAAAAUUAAACUUGAAGAACAAGUUCAUGAGUUAGAAAAUGUGAUAUCCUCUUUGCAGAAACAAUUGAAAGAUACUGAAGAAAACUAUGGGGCAGAGGUCCAUUAUUUGCAGGAGAGGCUUCAGGCUGUUAAUGAGUCCACGGUUCAACCAAGCCUCUCCAUUGACUCAGUGGUAUUUACAGAAUCUGAUGUUCAGAGAACUAUGUACCCUGGAAGUUGUCUAAAAGAGAAUAGUGAUGGUACAAUAGAGUUUUCUGGUGAAUUUGAAGUGAAUCAGAAAACAGAUGUGAUUGAGUUGCUGGAAAAGCAGUACCAAGAACGAUUAGAGGAAGAAGUAGCUAAGGUAAUUGUAUCAAUGAGUAUAGCAUUUGCUCAACAAACUGAACUGUCUAGGAUAUCAUCUGGAGGGAAAGAAAAUACUGCAUCAUCAAAACAAGCACAUGUUUAUAGUCAGCAGGAAGAACAGCAUUAUUUUAAUGAUGUGAAAUCAUCACAAGGUCAAGUUAGCUUUCAGACUUUUGAGGCUCCAGAUAUGAAACUUAAAGAAGAAUUUAAACCACUGAGUAAAGAGUUAGGAGAAGAAAGAAAGGAAGUUCUAUUAUCAAAUGAUGAUCUUGACGACAUGCAAGAAUCAAAGGACCAUGAACUGACUAUUUCAGAAGAAAUCUUUUCAAAAGAUAAAGGAUAUGUUGUCAGAGAAUCCAUCCAUGAUGACAUUUUGGUGUCAAGCAUGGAUGCUUCUAGACAGCUGAUGUUAAAUGAAGAACAGCUGGAAGAUAUGAGGCAGGAACUUGUACGACAAUACCAAGAACAUCAACAGGCAACAGAACUGUUAAGACAGGCACACAUGCGACAAAUGGAGAGACAGCGAGAAGACCAAGAACAGCUACAAGAAGAGAUUAAAAGACUUAAUAGACAAUUAGCCCAGAGAUCCUCAAUAGAUAAUGAAAACCUGGUUUCAGAGAGAGAGAGGGUGCUUUUAGAGGAGCUGGAAGCACUAAAGCAGCUGUCUUUAGCUGGAAGAGAGAAGCUGUGUUGUGAGCUGCGCAACAGCAGUACGCAAACACAGAAUGGAAAUGAAAACCAAGGGGAAGUUGAGGAACAGACAUUUAAAGAGAAGGAAUUGGACAGAAAACCUGAAGAUAUGCCUCCUGACAUUCUGUCCAAUGAAAGGUAUGCACUUCAGAAAGCUAAUAAUAGACUUCUGAAGAUCCUCUUAGAAGUUGUAAAGACAACAGCAGCUGUUGAAGAAACAAUUGGUCGCCAUGUCCUUGGGAUUCUGGACAGAUCUAGUAAAGGCCAGUCAUCUGCCAGCCUGAUUUGGAGGUCAGAAGCAGAGGCAUCUGUAAAGUCAUGUGUCCAUGAAGAACACACAAGAGCAACCGAUGAAUCCAUAUCCUCUUAUUCGGGAAGUGAUAUCCCAAGAAAUGAGAGUAACAUGUGGUCAAAAGUAACUGAAGAAGGAACAGAACUGUCCCAACGUCUUGUGAGGAGUGGUUUUGCUGGAACUGAAAUAGACCCUGAAAAUGAAGAGCUUAUGCUGAACAUUAGCUCUCGACUACAAGCAGCAGUUGAAAAACUUCUGGAAGCUAUAAGUGAAACUAGUAGUCAGCUCGAACAUGCGAAAGUUACACAGACGGAGUUGAUGCGUGAGUCAUUUAGACAGAAACAAGAGGCUACUGAAUCUCUUAAAUGCCAGGAAGAAUUACGAGAGCGCCUUCAUGAGGAGAGCCGAGCCAGAGAACAACUGGCUGUGGAGCUCAGUAAGGCUGAGGGUGUCAUUGAUGGUUAUGCAGAUGAGAAGACUCUUUUUGAAAGGCAAAUUCAGGAGAAAACUGAUGUUAUAGAUCGUCUUGAGCAGGAGUUGUUAUGUGCAGGUAAUAGAUUGCAAGAAUUAGAAGCAGAACGACAGCAGAUCCAAGAAGAAAGAGAAUUACUCUCCAGACAGAAGGAGGCUAUGAAAGCAGAGGCAGGCCCAGUCGAACAACGACUAGUAGAUGCUGCAGAUGAUGCAGCACCGGGAACAGAAUUACUACAGGAGACAGAAAAAUUAAUGAAGGAAAAACUAGAAGUACAGUGUCAAGCUGAAAAAGUGCGUGAUGACCUUCAAAAACAAGUGAAAGCUCUAGAAAUAGAUGUUGAGGAACAAGUCAGUAGGUUUAUAGAGCUGGAACAAGAAAAAAAUGCUGAACUAAUGGAUUUAAGACAGCAAAACCAAGCACUGGAAAAACAGCUAGAAAAAAUGAGAAAAUUUUUAGAUGAACAAGCCAUUGAUAGAGAACACGAGAGAGAUGUAUUCCAACAAGAAAUACAGAAACUUGAACAGCAGCUUAAGGUUGUACCUCGAUUCCAGCCCAUUAGUGAACAUCAAACUAGGGAGGUUGAACAGUUAACCAAUCAUCUGAAAGAAAAAACAGACAAGUGCAGUGAGCUCUUGCUUUCCAAAGAACAGCUACAGAGGGAUAUACAAGAGCGGAAUGAAGAAAUUGAGAAAUUAGAGUUCAGAGUAAGGGAACUAGAGCAAGCCUUACUUGUUAGUACGGACACUUUUCAAAAGGUUGAGGAUCGAAAACAGUUUGGAGCUGUAGAAGCUAAAACAGAAUUGUCCCUAGAAGUUCAACUGCAGGCUGAGCGAGAUGCCAUAGACAGAAAGGAAAAAGAGAUCACAAACUUAGAAGAACAAUUAGAGCAGUUUAGAGAAGAACUGGAAAAUAAGAAUGAAGAAGUUCAGCAACUACAUAUGCAAUUAGAAAUACAGAAAAAAGAAUCUACUACCCGCUUACAAGAACUUGAACAAGAAAACAAAUUAUUUAAGGAUGAAAUGGAGAAACUGGGAUUUGCCUUAAAAGAGUCUGGUGCUAUUUCUGCUCAGGACCAACAUGUGCUGAUGGGGAAAUUUGCUCAAAUAAUACAAGAAAAAGAAGUAGAAAUUGACCGAUUAAAUGAGCAAAUUACAAAAUUUCAGAAACAACUUAACAUUACUACAGAUAACAAAGUUGUUGAAGAAAAAAAUGAACUGAUAAGGGAUCUCGAAACUCAAAUAGAAUGUUUGAUGAGUGAUCAGGAACGUGUGAAGAGAAGUAGAGAUGAAGAAAUAGAGCAGCUCAAUGAAGUGAUUGAAAAACUACAACAGGAAUUGGCAAAAAUUGAUUCAAAGACAUCCGUAGACACAAAUUCCCUCCCAGAAGAAGCAGACAGUUUAAAACAUCAGUUAGAUAUAGUUAUAGCUGAAAAACUGGCUUUGGAACAGCAAGUAGAAACCACUAAUGAAGAAAUGACCUUCACAAAAAAUGCACUUGAAGAAACUAGUUUUAAAAUGAAUCAGCUCACACAAGAAUUAUGCAGCUUAAAAAGAGAACGUGAAAAUAUGGACAAAUUCCAAAGUGUGACAGCAAAAUGUCUUAACAUGGCUGUAGAUGAUCUGAACAAAGGCACAUCUGAACCAGAAGUAGUCCUUACUGAGGAUGCUUUUCAGUCUCUAGGAACUCACACUUAUCUCAAGUCUUUCGAAGAAAACAAGGAAGUUUCCUUAAGUUGCUUGAAAACAAAGUUGCUACAACUUGAAAACACUGUUAGUGCAAAGGACUUAGAACUUUCCCAGUGUUAUAAACAAAUAAAAGACAUGCAAGAGCAAGGCCAGUCGGAAACAGAAACACUGCAAAAGAAGAUUGUAAACCUACAGAGUAUACUUGAAGAAAAUGUAGCUGCUGCUCUUGUGAGUCAAGUUCAACUUGAAGCAGUUCAGGAAUAUGUAAAGUUUUGUCAGAAUAAACAAGUGAGUUCUUCAGAAUCUGAGAGGACAGAUAAACAGAAUUUAAAUCACAUAACAGAAAAUGAGAUGGAGUCAAAGUUGUCAACGUUAACCUUGAGAAUAUCAGAAUUAGAAAGCCAGGUGGUUGAAAUGCACACUAGUUUGGUUUUAGAAAAAGAACAAGUAGAAAUUGCAGAGAAAAAUGCAUUGGAAAAAGAAAAGAAGCUACUAGAACUACAGAAGCUUUUGGAGGAUUGUGAGAAAAAACAAGAAGGGGAAGAGAGGAAAAAUAGCCUUCAAGGGGAUUUUGAAGUUUUCAAGACAACUACUGAGUUAAUUUAUACCAGUGAAGAAAGAUUUUUUGGUGAACUUGAGGCUCUUAGAACUGAGUUAGCAGCUGCCAAAGAAGAACUUUCAAGUUAUAAAGAAAAGGCAGAAAAACUUCAAGAGGAGCUUUUGAUAAAAGAAAGAAAUAUGGCAUCUCUUCAGAAAGAUUUAAGCCAUGUUAGGGAUCAACUCACAGAGGCAGAAGACAAACUAUCCCACUUCUUAGAAAAAGAAGAUAAGACUGAGGUACAAGACAGUCGAAAGAUCUGCAUAUUAGAACCGCUUCCUACUACAGUGGGUAGAAGCUCUGCAUCUCAGACGGACAAGACUCCCAAGGUCAAUAGCAGCAAUCAGACCCCACAAAUUCCUGUUAGGAAUGCAGGAAUCCAGAUUGAUCUACAGAAUGAAUGUUCCUCAGAAGAAGUCACUGAAAUAAUCAGUCAGUUUACUGAAAAAAUUGGGCAGAUGAGAGAACUACAUGCUGCUGAAAUUUUGGAUAUGGAAUCUAGACAUAUUUCAGAAACUGAAACCUUAAAGAGGGAUCAUUAUGUUGCUGUUCAGUUACUGAAAGAGGAAUGUGCCACCUUGAAGGCAGUGAUACAGUGUCUGAGGACUAAAGAGGGAUCCUCAAUUCCUGAAUUAACACAUUCUGAUGCUUACCAAAGUAGAGAAGUGUGUUCCAGUGAUUCUGGAUCAGACUGGGGUCAGGGAAUUUAUCUUACACAGAGUCAGGGAUUUGACAUAGGAUCAGAAGGACGGGAAGAAGGUGAAAGUUCAACAGAUUCAUUUCCAAAGAAAAUAAAGGGCUUACUGAGAGCUGUCCAUAAUGAGGGCAUGCAAGUGCUUUCCCUCACAGAGUCUCCCUAUAGUGAUGGAGAAGAUCUUUCUGUUCAGCAAGUUCCAGAAUAUUGGCUAGAAGAGAGAAGAGCUUACCUCAGUACAAUCUCAUCUCUUAAAGAUUUAAUCACCAAAAUGCAAGUGCAAAGAGAAGCUGAGGUUUAUGAUAGUUCUCAAUCUCAUGAGAACUUUACAGACUGGCGAGGUGAUCUUCUGCUUGCCCUUCAACAAGUUUUCUUAAAGGAGCGCAGUGUUUUACUAGCCGCCUUUCAAACUGAACUAACAGCUCUAGGUACCAGAGAUGCAGUUGGAUUAUUAAACUGUUUGGAACAGAGACUACAAGAACAGAGUAUAGAAUUUCGAGCAGCCAUGGAAUGUCUUCAAAAAGCAGAUCGAAGGAGUUUGUUAUCUGAAAUCCAAGUACUGCAUGCCCAAAUGAAUGGUAGAAAAAUGAUUCUGAAAAGAGAACAAGAGAGUGAUAAACCAAGUCAAGAGCUCUUGGAAUAUAAUAUGCAGCAGAAGCAGUCUCAGAUGCUGGAGAUGCAGGUGGAGCUCAGCAGUGUGAAAGACAGAGCAACAGAGCUGCAGGAGCAGCUGAGUUCUGAGAAAAUGGUGGUUGCCGAACUGAAGAGCGAACUUGCACAAACUAAAUUGGAACUAGAGACGACACUCAAGGCACAGCAUAAGCACCUCAAGGAAUUAGAGGCAUUCAGGUUGGAAGUUAAAGAUAAGACAGAUGAAGUACAUUUGCUCAAUGAUACAUUAGCGAGUGAACAGAAAAAAUCAAGAGAGCUCCAGUGGGCUUUGGAGAAAGAGAAAGCCAAAUUGGGACGCAAUGAAGAACGAGAUAAAGAAGAACUUGAGGAUUUGAAAUUUUCACUUGAGGCUCAAAAACAAAGGAAUAUCCAGCUAAAUUUACUUUUAGAACAACAGAAACAACUACUAAAUGAAUCGGAGCAGAAAAUAGAGUCACAAAGAAUGCUAUAUGAUGCCCAGUUAUCAGAAGAACAAGGUCGAAACUUAGAGCUUCAAGUACUUCUUGAAUCCGAAAAAGUUCGGAUUCGAGAAAUGAGUAGUACUCUUGAUAGGGAGCGGGAAUUGUAUGCACAGCUGCAGAGCAAUGAGGAUGGUGGGGAGUCUCGGCCUUCUUUACCAUCUGAGGACCUACUUAAAGAACUACAAAAACAGCUAGAGGAAAAACACAGUCGCAUAGUAGAAUUAUUAAAUGAAUCUGAGAAAUAUAAACUGGAUUCUUUGCAAACAAGACAGCAAAUGGAAAAAGAUAGGCAGGUUCAUAAAAAGACAUUGCAGACAGAACAAGAGGCCAACACUGAGGGACAAAAAAAAAUGCAUGAGCUCCAGUCCAAAGUGGAAGAUCUUCAGCGCCAACUGGAAGAAAAACGGCAACAAGUUUAUAAGUUAGACCUUGAAGGAAAGCGAUUACAGGGAAUUAUGCAGGAAUUCCAGAAACAAGAACUGGAACGAGAUGAAAAAAGAGAAAAUAGAAGAAUUCUGUAUCAGAAUCUUAAUGAGCCAACCACAUGGAGUUUAACCAGUGAUCGAACUAGAAACUGGGUUCUUCAACAGAAAAUAGAAGGUGAAACAAAGGAGUCAAGCUAUCCAAAACUGAUUGAAAUGAAUGGAGGAGGAACUGGCUGUAAUCAUGAAUUAGGAAUGAUCCUACAAAUGCUACAACAUGUAGCUUCAAAACUACAGCAUCUAGCUCGGAAAGCCUCUACUAGACUACAGUUUGAAACAGCAGAUGAUGAAGAUUUCAUGUGGGUUCAGGAAAAUAUUGAUGGUAUUAUUUUACAACUACAGAAGUUAAUUGGCCAGCCAGGUGAAGAGCUGAGCUUAGUGUCCCCAAGUACAUCCUGUGGCUCACUGACUGAAAGACUACUGAGACAGAAUGCUGAGCUGACAGGACAUAUCAGCCAAUUGACUGAAGAAAAGAAUGAUUUAAGGAACAUGGUUAUGAAGCUGGAAGAGCAGAUCAGGUGGUAUCGGCAGACAGCUGGCAGAGAUUAUUCUUCUAGGCUUUCGUUCAGUGGUGGUGCCAACAUUGAAGCCAUCAUUGCGUCCGAAAAAGAAGUAUGGAGCAGAGAAAAAUCAGCUCUCCAGAAGUCUUUGAAAAGGGCAGAAGCUGAAAUAUAUAAACUGAAAGCUGAACUAAGAAAUGAUGCUUUACUUCAAAAUCUAAGCCCUGAUUCUGAACAUGUCACUUUAAAGAGAAUUUAUGGUAAAUACCUGAGGGCAGAAAGUUUUCGAAAAGCUCUCAUUUAUCAAAAGAAAUACCUGCUGCUGUUACUGGGUGGAUUCCAGGAAUGCGAAGAUGCCACCCUGGCCCUGCUGGCUCGAAUGGGGGGGCAACCGGCCUUCACUGACCUAGAGGUGAUCACCAACCGUCCAAAAGGCUUCACUAGGUUUCGGUCAGCUGUCAGAGUAUCCAUUGCUAUUUCGAGAAUGAAAUUUUUGGUUCGACGGUGGCAUCGAGUCACAGGUUCUGGUUCUAUCAAUAUUAACAGGGAUGGCUUUGGACUGAAUCCAGGUGUUGAAAAGACUGACCCAUUUUACCACUCUCCUGGUGGGCUGGAGCUGUACGGAGAACCAAGACACACUGCGUAUCGCUCCAGAUCAGAUCUGGACUAUCCUAGGUCUCCUGUGCCAUUUCAGAAUAGGUACCCAGGCACUCCAGCUGAUCUAAAUCCUGGUUCCUUAGCAUGUUCCCAGCUUCAAAAUUAUGAUCCUGACAGAGCCCUGACAGAUUAUAUCACUCGGCUAGAGGCACUGCAAAGACGACUUGGAACUGUACAGUCAGGUUCAACUACUCAGUUUCAUGCUGGCAUGAGAAGAUAAUCCUUGAAACAUCAUUAACUGAAGUAAUUUUAAAGAAAUUCCCUUUUGUAAAUCAAUGGUUCUUUUGUGCUUUUGUAUUGUGAAUAUUCAAUGGGACCAAUAUGAACACAGCUUAUGAUUGUAUACAGACCCUGCCAGCACAUGAAAACAAACUGGAAUUUGUAAAUAUAAGCAUUGUGUAUGUAUCCAUGCACAAUAAUCAUUAAUUACAUGUAUAUUUGUGGAAUGCUAAUUUAAAUGAUUAAAUUAUAAACCUUGUGUAUUUAUCAAAUGGGUGAAAAGAUUAAACUUUUGCGCAUCAUGAUACUGCUGAAUGUGUAGCUUGAGGUGUCCUGCACUUUUCUUAUAAGGCUACUGAAGUUACAUGUUUCUGCCUAAUAUAUUUGCUACUGGUGAUAAAGAGAUAAUAUCACUUGUAGAGACCUAUUUUUGUAUAAUGGUAGAAGUUUUGAAUUUUAUGGGGUAUUUUGUCAAGUACUGAAAUAAAAAUGACUUCACCAUUUUCACCACA
This is a messenger RNA of Tupaia belangeri chinensis (Chinese tree shrew), 12424 nucleotides long. It is a transcript of the gene AKAP9, whose product is annotated as A-kinase anchoring protein 9. Gene Ontology annotation, molecular function: potassium channel regulator activity; DNA binding; protein kinase A regulatory subunit binding. Gene Ontology annotation, biological process: signal transduction; regulation of ventricular cardiac muscle cell membrane repolarization; positive regulation of peptidyl-serine phosphorylation. The coding region runs from base 172 to 11913 and encodes 3913 amino acids. The transcript is spliced from 53 exons. The record is from RefSeq and is a predicted model, not a curated record. Gene Ontology annotation, cellular component: centrosome; synaptic membrane; cis-Golgi network. Lineage: Eukaryota; Metazoa; Chordata; Mammalia; Scandentia; Tupaiidae.